AUGUCUCUCAUUGAGCGUGCUAUGCACGGGGAGAGAAGAAUAUCCUAUUAUCAUUAUAACCCCUCGCUGGCAGUAGCAAUUGUUGCUGCUGUCUUGUACACCAUUGCUUUUCUGUUGACAGCCAUACAAUGGGUCCGGUACAGGGCCUGGGUCUGGAGCGUCAUGGUGCUAUCAGCAGCCAUGGAAGCAAUCGGCUACAUUGGGAGAUGCGUCUCAGUCAAAAACCCAUUGCAGAGAGACGUUUACGUUCUUCAAUUCGCCCUCGUCAUCCUUGCACCCGUUCUUAUGGCAGCCUGCUGCUAUAUCAUCUUCAGUCGCAUUUUGUUCCUUGUUGUUCCGAAAGAACAACGCACAUUCCGAUUAUGCUGGGUACCUCCCCGAUGGAUUACACCUAUCUUCGUCGGGUUUGACAUCAUUGCUCUGCUACUCCAGCUCGGUGGUGCGGUGAUGAUCUCUACAGUUGAGGUGACAGAUAAGGAUGCGAGAAAAAACCUUAACACGGGAAAACAUGUUGCCCAAAUAGGUGUUAUUAUUCAACUAGUUGCCUUUGGCUUGUUCGCAGUCGCAGCUGUCCGUUUCAACUUCACUUCCAAGCGUUUCACUCGGUCUCUAGACGAGCGAUAUGAGAAUGUCGGAGAAAAGGAGUACAGGAUUGGUGGCACCGUCAAACACAAGAAUUGGCCUGCUCUAUUGAGAGUUGUCAAUUUCUCCACGAUAUUGAUUCUUGUUCGGUCUGUUUAUCGACUUGUCGAAUUCACCGAAGGCACAACAGGGUAUUUGAGCACCCACGAAUGGGCUUUGUAUAUCUUUGACGCCUUGUUUAUCUAUCCGUGUGUUGCACUUUUCAUCUAUUGGCACCCGGGAAGAUAUUUGCCGUACUUGGGCUUUCGACUGCCGAAAGGUGCACACGAUAACAUGAAUUGCGAGAUCAUCAUGGAGGGACUAUUCACUCUGCUCGCCUUGAGCAUUGUGAUGGCAAUUACAUCUUUUGUCGUCGGCUCAUUACCUCUCGCUUUUACAUUGUCCCCCUCUCAGCUCCGCUUAAUAUCGUCCAUUGGUAUGGGUGUUUUGGUGGGGACAUCGUUGAUUGUGAUUAUCCCCGAGGGCAUUGAAACUCUCUACAGCGCAAACUCUCUCACUCGCAAGCAACACAAUACACGCGCUACCGCUAUCGAAUGGCAAAACCAGGCGCCGGCCGUGGCCACUUUUGACCCUAACGGAAACAUCGACUCAAGCCUAUCGUCUGACACCCCUAUUCCGAGUCUCCUUCUGGAAAGAGACCAAUUCUCCGAGUCGCAAACACUUUAUGUCCGAAAGGAGGAUUCGACAGGUGAAACAACGGGCAAUGAGACGAUUCACGGAGAGGAGGAGAGCUCGCCGCAUGCGUGGGUCGGAAUCGCCCUCAUCAGUGGUUUCAUUUUGAUGUACCUCGUCGAUAAACUGCCCGAAUUCGCUGCGCCGACUAAGAGCGAACGGAUGCCCUACCAUAUCUCGUUGGAUAACCUUGGGUCGGGGUUGCGGCGGGGUUCCUCCCCCUCGCGCGAGGGUGGACUACUGGAUGCAAACCACGCGUCCAGACGGGGCCACAGCUUUGCGACCACGACCGGCCUAGUGAUCCACGCCGCGGCGGACGGUAUUGCUCUAGGCGCUUCUAGCUCGGAUGCCGGGCUCAGUUUUAUUAUCUUCUUGGCGAUCAUGGUGCAUAAAGCUCCAGCAUCUUUUGGACUGACCUCCAUUCUGCUGAAGCAAGGGCUGUCAAGUCGCACCGCGAGAGCGCAUUUGCUGGUCUUCAGUCUUGCAGCUCCCUUCGGUGCGUUGGCCACUUUCCUGUUUGUGCAGAUGAUGGGAUCUUCCGGUGCCGAUGAGGCGGGCACUCACUGGCGCACUGGAAUGCUGCUGCUUUUCUCCGGGGGUACCUUUUUGUAUGUUGCGAUGCACACUAUGCAAGAAAAUGGCCCAGGUUCGUCCCCGCGCGAACUUCCUACCAACGGAUAUGGUGACCGAGAUCAGAAUGGAUCGGACAAGUCCAUGAGAGACUUGAUUGCAUCUGUUUUAGGCAUGAUCUUGCCACUAUUCUUGCAGAUUGGACAUGCUCACUGA
Molecule: messenger RNA, 2100 nt
Organism: Penicillium vulpinum
Lineage: Eukaryota; Fungi; Ascomycota; Eurotiomycetes; Eurotiales; Aspergillaceae
Product: Mn(2+) transporter ATX2
Exons: 6
Coding region: 1-2100 (699 amino acids)
Biological process (GO): zinc ion transport; transmembrane transport
Cellular component (GO): membrane
Molecular function (GO): metal ion transmembrane transporter activity
Source: RefSeq, a predicted model, not a curated record